AUGGGUCUCGAAGCAAACAAUAUCCCCAUAUUCAUGUCAGAACUGAGCCCUCCAGCUAUUCGAGGAUCCUUGAUCAACUUUUAUCAGUGGUGGCAAAUCGUCGGGGUUAUAUUAGCACACAUUGUUGUUCUGCAAUCCAACAAAAUCUGGCCAGACAGCCAAUGGGGUUGGCGACUCGUCAUGGUCGUGCAGAUCAUUGUUCCCUGCCUCCUGCUAGGCAUUUACUGGAUUCUCCCCGAAUCCCCCAAGUGGCUCAUUUCCAAGGGUCGUCAUGAUGAUGCUAAGAAGUCGCUCAUGUACAUCCGACGGGGUGCCGCAACGGAGGCCGAAGUCGAUGAAGAGAUGAAAUUGACUGAGGCUGCUGUUGCAGAACAAGAAGAGUUUCAUCACGUCACUACAUACUGGGACUGCUUCAAGGGGACAAACGGCCGAAGGACCCUGAUAGCCACCAGCGUUCAGGUCCUGCAACAACUGUCUGGUAAUGCCUUCAUGAGCUCAUACGCGGUCAUAUUUCUGCAGCAAGCUGGAAUCACCAACGUGUUCGUAUCAUCGCUUGCUAGAACAUGUAUGGGUCUAGCUGGCGCCACAAUGGGUUUCUAUCUCCCCGACAAAAUCGGCCGCCGGCCCCUCUUCAUUGGAACUGCUGCUGUCAUGUGGGCUGGACUCUGGAUCACAUCUGGCAUCUCGGCCUGGUGGCCCGGCGGUAUUCAUGGAGGUGCUGUUGCCCAGGGCCUGCUGGCUCUCCAACUUAUCUGGGCAAUGAUGUCUACUGCGGGUUGGGGUUCUUGCGUCUGGAUUACUACGGCCGAAGCUGCCACCGCUCAACUGCGAGAAAAGACUCUUAGUAUUGCAACAACUAUUAGUUUUAUCUGUGUGCUCCUGGUUAGCUACAUCAACCCGUUUGUCCAGAAUGAACCCGGUAAUCUUGGAGCUAAGGUGGGGUUCAUCUAUGGCAGUUUCUCCCUCAUUGCCGUUUUCUGGGUCUUCUUCAUCGUACCUGAGAUGAAAGGACGCAGUUUGGAAGAACUGGACGAACUGUUCCAAAACAAUGUCCCUGCCCGCAGCUUCCGCUCAUAUCAUGCAACCGGCAUUGGUGCUCAGAUUACAGAGAUCUCAAACAUCAAUGCGGAUCCUCACUUGCAUAUCACCAAAGGCGUCACGCAGGGUGGCCUAGAAGUCACCACUCACGAGGCAUGGCCGGAACCAGAGGGCCGAUCCAAAGAUAAUAAGCCUUAA
Molecule: messenger RNA, 1236 nt
Organism: Phaeoacremonium minimum UCRPA7
Lineage: Eukaryota; Fungi; Ascomycota; Sordariomycetes; Togniniales; Togniniaceae
Product: putative sugar transporter protein
Exons: 4
Coding region: 1-1236 (411 amino acids)
Biological process (GO): transmembrane transport; carbohydrate transport
Cellular component (GO): membrane
Molecular function (GO): carbohydrate:proton symporter activity
Source: RefSeq, a predicted model, not a curated record